AUGGCAGACCAGCAGUUUGAUUCAUCUAAAAAACGUGGUAUUUGGCUGAUUGGAAAACUAUCGCAACAAUCAACGGUAGAAAACAUCCUUCCAAAUGACAGGUGUUACAAAAUACCCGAAGACCGAAAAUUUCUUCUAGCGCAAAGUGAAAAGGGGAGGCGUGGUUGCUUGGAUCCAGUCGAUAAGGUGUUGACAGCGAAAGAAGCAAGGUGUAAAAGACGGGUUUUGCAGACGAAGGCACGCAAGGAGAAAGAAAUUGAGCGGAUGCAACAAUUGGACACUGACAAUGACUACAUUAUUGGUCAACGGAAAAUAAAAAGUUUGAAAGUUGUCAACGAUGCCGCCGAGAGAGGAGUGGCCUUAAUUCAGGAGUUCAACAGAGUUGUAACAAAUGACAAAGACCAGAAGCAGUAUUUGAUGCAAGUGAUAGAGGAACAUCGCAAAGACUUCCCAAUUUCAAAGAAGUGUACUAUUAUUGCUGCAAGAAGAAAGUAA
Molecule: messenger RNA, 495 nt
Organism: Helobdella robusta
Lineage: Eukaryota; Metazoa; Annelida; Clitellata; Rhynchobdellida; Glossiphoniidae
Exons: 2
Coding region: 1-495 (164 amino acids)
Source: RefSeq, a predicted model, not a curated record